AAUCAUGGAAGACAGUUAUGUUCAAGGUGACAACACAAAUUUACCAAGAAUAAAACCUUUGAUGGUUAGUAAAUUUUUUGCUUCAAAUCCCGACUUUUGUUCUGCUGAGUUGCGGAAUGUUAAAACAUCCAUAUCCGGAAGGGAGACUUAUGGCGACGAUGCUAUAGGUUACGUACAGCUGAAGAGGGAACAAAAUGUUUGUACUGUGAAAUGUACAGUUUGUCCUGAACACAAAGUACGAAGUAAGCCGUAUGCAGCUACAAUCAUAGUAGAUGAACAGGAAGAAGUGGUGACAAGUGUUAAAUGCCAUGAUUGUCCUGCAUCAGAAGGUGGCUGUAAACAUGGAGUUGCGUUUUUGAUGUGGUUGCACCGCCGAAGUGAAGAACCACCCUGCACCUCAGUUGAAUGUUAUUGGAAAAAGUCCAAUCUUGCCAAAGUUGGAACAUCAAUUAAAAUAUUGAGUGCAAGAGAAAUGGUAAAACGGAAACCGAAAGAAUUUGCACCAGACAGUGGGUUGAUGGAUGAAUUUGUCAAGGAAUGUAAGGCAAGGAAAAUAAAUAAUUGUCAGUUCAUUAAGCAUGAACCUGACUAUCGUGAUUCAGGUACUAUUCUAUCAUUACAUAAUCUGAUGAUUGCAUACAAUGAUGAGAAUUGUGAUGGCUUUUUACUAAAAAUCAUACAAGAAUUUAGUAAUACCAAUAUAAAGAAUGCAGAAAGAGAUACUCGAGGGCAAAAUACUAGUUACUUAUGGCAUGAACUUCGGUAUGGAAGGAUUACGGCUUCUAAGUGUUAUGAAGUUAGUCGUUGUAAAACAAUUGAUGGAACCUUGGUUGCUGUAAUUCUUGGUGCAAAGAUUCCAGAAACAUCAGCAAUAAUUAGAGGCAGAAAAUUAGAAGCUCAUGUGAGAAAAGCAGUUGAAAAGAAAUUAGGAAUAAAAAUCGAAAUGUGUGGUUUGUACAUAUCUGAGACUUUUCCAAUGAUAGCUGCAUCACCAGAUGGAAUAAAUAAAAAAACUACAUUUGAAAUCAAGUGCCCAGUUAGUACCAAAACUUUCGAAAAUUAUAUUAGUAAAGAAGGCAGAAUAAAUGCAAAAUAUUAUGCCCAGGUACAAAUACAGAUGUAUUGUACUCAUGCUAGUGAGAGUUAUUUUUGUGUAGCCAGUAGUGACUUUGACAAAAAUAAUGAAGUUACAAUUCUCAAAGUUGAUUAUGACAAUCAGUAUGUUAUGAGUCUAUUAGACAGUGUUCUUUCUUUUUGGAAAAAUAAUAUAUUUCCAGUUUUGUACAAAAGUGUGACAAAUAUAUAA
Messenger RNA from Aricia agestis (brown argus), 1306 nucleotides. RefSeq lists its product as uncharacterized. The transcript is spliced from 2 exons. The coding region runs from base 5 to 1306 and encodes 433 amino acids. Lineage: Eukaryota; Metazoa; Arthropoda; Insecta; Lepidoptera; Lycaenidae. The record is from RefSeq and is a predicted model, not a curated record.